Scophthalmus maximus (turbot) is the source of this 6223-nucleotide messenger RNA. RefSeq names its product DDB1- and CUL4-associated factor 1. Gene Ontology annotation, biological process: protein ubiquitination. The record is from RefSeq and is a predicted model, not a curated record. The transcript is spliced from 25 exons. Gene Ontology annotation, molecular function: nuclear estrogen receptor binding; histone H2AT120 kinase activity. Lineage: Eukaryota; Metazoa; Chordata; Actinopteri; Pleuronectiformes; Scophthalmidae. Gene Ontology annotation, cellular component: nucleus; Cul4-RING E3 ubiquitin ligase complex. Bases 335 to 5002 code for a protein of 1555 amino acids.
UGCACAUACAUGUUUCAUUGGGCUCGAAUCUCACGUCACAAGAGGCGCAUGUCCAGGCAGCGCAGGCUUGAUGCGGACGGUGGCACCAGAGUCGAAAAGAGUGAGCUUGAAGAGUGUCGCUAGCGAGCCGUGUAUGUUAGCUUCCGUGUUUAGCCGGGGCUAGACGGUCGGGCUAGACCAAACAUCGCAACAGGCAGUGUUUUGAGUUUCCUGCUUCCUGGUGCAGCAAGUAUCCACUGUACAGUAAGUGACUGCGGGGACAACAGGACAAGUGUUGGAGCUGAGGACGUUGCUCCCAAAUAAAUCAGAAGAAGCUGAUGGGGAAGGCAACGCUAUGGCAUCAGCAUCUGCCAGUGUAGACUCCAAGGCAGAGCUGACUGCUCUACUGGAACAGUGGGAGAGGGACCAACAAGGCAGCACACAGGAGCUGGUUCACAUCCUCACAAAAAUCUCUGAGCUUGUUGAGAAGGAGACAGAGGAGUACCACAAAGCGGACCCAGAUCCUUUUGAUGAUCGACAUCCUGGGAGAGCUGAUCCAGAAUGCGUGUUAGGACACUUGCUCAAGAUCCUGUUCAAGAAUGAUGACUUCAUGAACGCACUGGUGAACAGCUAUGUGAUGACCAGCAGAGAAUUCCCCCUCAACGCUGCAGCUUGUCGCCUGCUUCAGAACAUCAUGCCUGGACUAGAGACAGCAGUGGUCUUUCAAGAAAAGGAGGGUAUUGUUGAGAGGCUGUUUAAGUGGGCCCAGGAGGCAGAACAGCCCCUCAGAAUCUAUGCUACAGGCUUGUUGGCCGGCGCCAUGGAGAACCAGGACAUUGCAGCCAACUACAGGGAGGAGAACUCUGUUUUGGUGCCUUUGAUGCUGCAUCGCUUACGUGAGCUUCAGGAUAAAGAUGCUGAAAACAAAAGGGAAAUCAAACGACCCAGCCCAAGGAAGACUUGGAGUGAGCCUUUGCUUCCUUUAGAUGAGGAGACUGUUGACGGAGGCUUUGAAGAGAAGUGCUUCACGUCGGGCAAAAAUGGAGAAGAAAGGGAGGGGGCGGGGCCAGAGGAGGGUGGCGAAAUACCCUUUUCGGCCAUUGAGCCUGAAAACGAGCUCUCAUUCCAUCUCAACUCCCCUCAUAAGACCAGCAGCCGUGCCAACUCCGCUGUGAAAACCAUGAUGAAGCCCAUGUCUGCCCCAGGUUUACUGAUACACCAAGGCGUUGCUGAUGGCAGCAGUUACCUAAAAAGGAAGGCAGAGAGGGAGAGUGGCAGGACCCUAAAACAGAAGCUAAAUUUCUCUUUGCCAGAGCCAGAGAGGAACUUCAGUGAGCUUUCCAACAGCAGCUGGUCCGAGAUGAGCCCCUGGGUGAUUGGCAACAACUAUCAUCUGUACCCUCUAACCCCAGAGAUCGAGCAGAGGCUCAUUCUGCAGUAUCUCACUCCUCUGGGGGAGUAUCAGGAGCUGCUGGCAGUGUUCAUGCAGAUGGGAGCUCGUGAGCUACUCAUGCAUUAUAUGGAUCUAAAGCAGACCAAUGAUGUGCAGCUCACCUUUGAGGCCCUCAAGUACCUGGCCUCUUUGUUGCUGCACAAGAAGUUUGCUGCAGAGUUUGUGGCUCACGGAGGAGUCCAGAAGUUGCUGGAAAUCCCUAGGCCAUCUAUGGCUGCCACCGGAGUGUCUCUGUGUCUCUACUACCUUGCCUAUAACCAGGACGCCAUGGAGAGGGUGUGCAUGUUGCCCCACUCGAUCCUGUCAGAUGUUGUUGGUUACACGCUGUGGCUGCUGGAAUGCUCACACGCGUCGGGCUGCUGCCACGCCACCAUGUUCUUUUCCAUCUCCUUUUCUUUCCGUGCCGUCCUGGAGCUUUUCGACAAGCAGGACGGGCUCCGGCGACUUGUCAAUCUGAUUAGCACACUGGAGAUCCUGAACCCUGAGGACCAGGGAGCGCUGCUGAGCGAUGAUGAGAUUUUCUCCAGCAGGCAGACGGCCAAGCACACCUGCAUGGCCCUGCGCAGGUACUUUGAGGCCCAUCUGGCAAUCAAGGUGGAGCAGGUGAAGCAGUCUCUGCAGCGCACAGAGGGCGGUGCCCCCAUUCACUCUCAGCCAUACUACAAGGCGGUCAGCUAUACCCGUGACCAGGUGGUGGAAAUGAUGGAGUUUCUGAUAGAGUACGGACCGCUGCGGCUUUACUGGGAACCAGCAGAGGUCUUCCACAAGCUGUCAUGUGUUCAACUCCUCCUGCAGCUCAUCUCCAUUGCCUGCGACUGGAGGACCUACUAUGGCAGGAGUGAUACAGUUCGUUAUGCCCUCGACAUCCUGAGUAUCCUCACAGUUGUUCCAAAGACCCAGCUGCUGUUGUCUGAGGCUGUUGCUGUGCUUGAUGAGGGAGGAUCCACUGUUUCCACUGUUGGAAUGAGUAUAGUCCUGGCAGUGGCAGAGGGAGAGGUAUUUGUGAAUGAUGCCGAGAUUCAGAAGUCAGCUCUGCAGGUUGCCAUCAACUGCGUCUGUGCUCCAGACAAACGCAUGUCCAGCAUUGGCAAGUUCAUUGCAGGCACCCCACGCCGCCGCCUGCCCCAGCAGACCAAAGCCAGCGAGAGUGUGCUCACCAAGAUGUGGAAUGUGGUGCAGUCCAACAAUGGCAUCAAGGUCCUGCUGUCCCUGCUGACGGUGAAGAUGCCCAUUACAGAUGCAGAUCAGAUCCGAGCUCUAGCCUGCAAGGCUCUGGUGGGUCUGUCCCGCUCCACCUCCGUCAGACAGAUUAUCAGCAAGCUGCCUUUGUUCAGCAGCGGACACAUCCAGCAGCUCAUGAAGGAGCCUGUGCUCCAGGACAAACGCAGUGAACAUGUCAAGUUCUGUAAGUUUGCAGCUGAGCUGAUAGAAAGGAUCUCUGGGAAACCGCUGCUGAUCGGUACGGACGUGUCACUGGCGUGGCUGCAGAGGGCCAGUGUGGUCGCCCAGUCCAGGAUCUCCUUCCCUGAGAAAGAGCUGCUGUUGCUUAUUAGGAACCACCUUGUGGCCAAAGGCCUACACGACACGGCCUCCACACUCACCAAAGAGGCAGAUCUUCCGAUGGCAUGUCUGUCUCUCACAUCACUUUCAACUGCUGCUUUCCCCUCUGUUGCUCCUCCUCCACCUGCCACUCCCGUUGCUACUCUCCCCCGAACACCACGGCUGGCCAACGGUGUCGUCUCAAGACUCGCAAACCAUCCUUCUCACUCAUCAACCCCUGGGUCCAGCCAUCCACAAACACGUCCCUCCACAUCACAACCUACUGGGUCUUCUUCUGCCACUCUCCCCUCAACGUCUGUCCCCCACUGUAGCAAUGGAUCCCCCCUGAUCGGCCGAAUCGUUUUCUCCCGUGAGAGGCAAACAGCCUGCGCUGCGGUGAGCUGCAAGAAAUCUCGGGUACUCAGGCAGAAGUCGGACCAUGGGGCCUUCAGCCAGAGUCCAGCCAUGAAGAAGCAGUUUGACAGGCACUUGCCUUCGCCCCCUGCGUUAGACAGCAUUAUCACAGAGUACCUGAGGGAGCAGCACGCACGCUGUAAGAACCCUGUCGCCACAUGCCCGCCUUUCUCUCUCUUUACGCCCCACCAGUGCCCCGAGCCCAAACAGAGACGCCAAGCACCCAUUAACUUUACAUCCCGACACACACGGAGAGUCAUAUAUCCCAAAUAUGGAGGAGUAGAUGGGGGAUGCUUUGACAGACAUCUCAUCUUCAGCAGGUUCCGUCCCAUCUCAGUGUUCAGGGAGGCUGAAGAGGACGAGAGUGGAUUCAUGUGUUGUGCCUUCUCAGCUCGUGAACGGUUCCUGAUGCUCGGGACCUGCACGGGGCAGCUCAAACUGUACAAUGUGUUUACAGGCCAGGAGGAAGCCAGCUACAGCUGUCACAGUUCAGCCAUCACUCACCUCGAGCCCUCACGGGAUGGCUCUCUGCUCUUAACGUCAGCCUCUUGGAGUUACCCCCUGUCUGCACUGUGGGGCAUGAAAUCAGUGUUCAUCAUGAAGCAUUCCUUUCUGGGUGACCACUAUGUGGAGUUCAGUAAGCUUUCACAAGAUCGUGUCAUCGGAACGAAGGAACAUAUAGCACGAAUUUACGACAUCCAGACGGGACAGGUAACUCUGACUCUCAACAACCCAGACCUGGCUAACAACUACAAGAGGAACUGUGCCACCUUCAACCCCACAGAUGACCUGGUGCUGAACGACGGCGUGCUGUGGGAUGUGCGCACGGCUCAGGCCAUCCACAAGUUUGACAAGUUCAACAUGAACAUCAGCGGUGUGUUCCAUCCCAACAGCCUGGAAGUCAUCAUAAACACGGAAAUUUGGGAUCUGCGUACCUUCCACCUACUCCACACAGUCCCUGCGCUGGACCAGUGCAGAAUAGUCUUCAACAACAACGGCACGGUCAUCUAUGGAGCAAUGUUGCAAGCUGAUGAUGAGGACGACAUGAUGGAGAUGCAGAUGAAAAGCCCAUUUGGUUCGUCGUUCAGGACCUUUAAUGCCACAGACUACAAACCAAUCGCCACUAUUGACGUCAAGAGGAAUAUAUUUGACCUUUGCACAGACACAAAAGACUGCUACCUAGCUGUGAUUGAGAAUCAAGACUCUGUGAACACGGACACCGUGUGCAGGCUGUAUGAAGUUGGCCGGCAGAGACUUGCAGAGGAAGAGGAGGAGGAUGAGGAGGAUCAGGAGGAUGACGAUCAGGAGGAAGACGACGACGAUGACGAGGACUCAGAUGACGACGUCGACACAGACCCCCUUAUCGCUGAGCUGGAGAACGAGAACGGUGGGGAAGAUGAGGACGACGAAGAGGAUGAUGGGAACGAUGAAUUCUCUCCCUCUGAUGAGGAGGUGGCUCGUCUUCUCGAAGAGGAUGUUGAUGCUGGGGAUGAUGACGAUGAUGACGACAAUGACGAAGAUGACUCUGAUAAUGACGAUGUUGAUCUGGAUGGCGACAAUGACAGCUCGGACAACUCAGACCUCGAGGAUGAUAUCAUCUUAUCCCUGAAUGAGUGAGGAGCCUCCGGCACCUGGGACCCAACAUUGUCAAGUCCUCUGCAAGAAAAGAGGAGAAAUUCAGCCGAUAAGGUGGGAAAUAAAUUGGAGCACUGCCAGUUUGAACCAGUAAGUGUCUGCACACUUUGGGAGUGACGGGGCCGACGGACUUAAUGGUUGGCAAAAAUGAUUGUAUAUGAUAUAGUUUUAUACAGCAAAAGUGGGCUCGAUGAUCGAAAAGGCCAGUGUGUCGAUGCAGUGGAGAAAAGUUUCCUAUUUUACCACAUUACCAGCUCUUUAAUGAGCCUUUUCAUUUGUUAUUGAUUCCCUCACUUAGUGAACCUCUGUCUGGCCACAGGUUAGUCUUUUGUGGGGGGAAACGACUUACAUUGCAGACUGUGGGUCUGCAUUUGGGGAUACAAUGCCUUCUCAAGCUUGUACUUUACCGGUCCACCUGGAAUAACCACAAAAACUUACUUAGUAUUGCAUUAGGCAGCUAAUUGAAUGCACAAACGUGUUGCCGAUGGCUCAUCGAGAGUCAAAACCGGCAUUCAGUUUUUACCAUAAACCAAUGAACAAAAUGCCACACACAGCAGUGCCAAUUGUGAACUUCCUCUCCCGACUUCAUUACCUAAAUAGAGAAAAGAAAUCGUCUCGGUGCUCUUGAAUCUCUGAAGACACCGUAACAAAACAAACUACUACAUCUGCUCACUGUCCGCACGUACACAGCCAUACACAGGCUUCUGCAGCGUCCUGCCAUUGUGCUAUUUCACUCACCUUUAUUGAGCCACGCAUUUGAGUUCAGUGGAUAUUGAUAGUGGCCUGAGGUCCAGUGAAUGAUAUUUCUUAUGUUAAAAAAGACACUGAGGAUUCAGUGACUCAGUGACUUUGGUUCAAGACUGAUAAUAUGAUAAGCUUCAUUCAUUGGAUCUUGCUCAAUCUUCAAAGACCGUAAAACAUUGGAAAACAGGGAGACAACAGCAAAAGUCACGUGUGUUUCCUCUGAAAGACUGAUGGGAAGUGUCACACUCUCAACAUUGUGAAAACAGGUGCCUGCAGCACUUGCACACUUUUUGAAAGCAGUGCAAACAUUUCAAGACUUUUGUCACUGUUUUGACUUGUAUUCAUUUGACCUGUUUUCUUUUCCAUAGGGACACUUUUACGUUGAGUUUCUUGAGACAAUUGAUGUACAUCUUGUAUGUAUCUAAAGUAUUUUUACUAUAAAUAAAGCUUCAAAAUUAA